AUGCUCUCGCGCAUGAAUCCCGCCACGUCCUCGUGGGACGCCCACCGCGAUGUCGAGGCCGUCUUUAUCGCGGACGGCAGAUCCGUGCUGCAGUUCCGCCCGCGCCCCCCCGCGCCCGCCGCCAUGAUGAUCACCGACGACUCGGGCCUCUCCGAGGAAGCCGCGUCCACCGGGUUAGCCCGCAUGCCUUCAUCCUCGUGCUUCCAACAGCCGCCACGCAAGUACGUUCCCUCCCCCUCCUCCUCCCACUCCUCCUCCUCCUCCUCCUCCUCCUCCUCCUCCUCCUCCUCCUCCUCCUCCUCCUCCUCCUCCUCCUCCUCCUCCUCCUCCUCCUCCUCCUCCUCCUCCUCCUCCUCCUCCUCCUCCUCCUCCUCCUCCUCCUCCUCCUCCUCCUCCUCCUCCUCCUCAUAUUCUUUCUCCCUUAAACCACACCUCUCCUCCUCACAGCUUGUGCACUCCCCUUCUCCUUUUAUUCACUUCCGCACCCGUCUUUCCCUCUCCCAUGCCUCAUCUAAUCCUUCACCGCCGCACCCAUCUUUCCCCACCUUCCCCCCACCUUCCCCCGUGCCUUUCUCCCCGAACCGCCCCCACUUCACCACGCCGGCUUCCCAGCCGCGCCAGCCCCCGUCCGCCGCGCUCUCGGCGUGUCCGCCGCCGUAUCCGUCCGCCUCGUCCCCCGCGUCUCCGCCGGCCGCGCUCGCGACAGCCUACUCCGUGCGCUUCCUCCUCUCGUCGCAGGCGGACGCCUUCGCGCGCGCCCUCGCCUCCUGGCAGUCGCGCUCCGCGCCCACCUCCGCUGCUGCUGCUGCCACGGGCGGUGCUGCUGCCGCUGCCUCUGCUGCUGCUGCUGCUGCUGCUGCUAGUGGUGGUACUGGUGCUGGUGGCAGGUCAGCAGUGGGAGCGGGAGCAGGCAGCGUGGAUUGUGAAGGAGGGGGCAUUCAUCAGAACGGCGUGGCAUCAGGGGAGGCCCGAGAAGAGACCGGCACUGCUCCAACUGCUCCUGCUCCUGCUGCCGCUGCCGCUGGUGCUGGUGCUGGCGGCGGCAGUGGCGAUGGCGAGGCGGGCGCGAGUGCGUUUGAUCGCAAGAUCGAGGCGUCCAGUGCUAAGAUGUACUUUCACUACUACGGCCAGCUGCUGCACCAGCAGAACAUGCUGCAGGACUACGUCCGCACAGGUGCGCGCCUCUCUCUCUCCACCCCUCUCCGCCCGUCUCCGCCUCUCUCCGCCUCUCUCCGCCUCUCUCCGCUUCUUUCCGCCUCUCUCCGUCCCUCUCCGCCUCCGCGCGCGUCCCCCUUGUCGGCACGCACUGUGCGUGCGGGCGCAAGGCCUUGCGGGCAUUGGAUCCCAUGUGUGCCGACGGGCGGACGCGCGGACCAUACCACCACUCCCCGCACCUCCCGCCUCCUCACCCGCCUCCCUCCAUUCCCUCUCCCCUACGCUCUCCUCCCCUCCCCUUCCCUUUCCCCUACCACCCCCCCGCUCCCCGCCCUCCGCUCCCCUCCCCCCCCCCCCCCCCCCUCCCGCUUCCCCCCGCGCCUCCCCGCGCGCGCAGGCACGUACUACGCGGCGGUGAUGGAAAACCGCGCGGACUUUGAGGGGAAGAUCGUCGUGGACGUGGGCGCGGGCAGCGGCAUCCUCAGCCUCUUCGCCGCCCGGGCGGGGGCGAAGCACGUGUACGCGAUCGAGGCGAGCAACAUGGCGCACCACGCGUCCAAGCUCGCGGCGGGCAACCCGCUGCUGGGCCAGAACAUCACUAUAAUACACGGCAAGGCGGAAGACGUGUCGCUGCCCUUCCAGGCAGACGUUCUCAUCUCCGAACCCAUGGGCACGCUGCUGGUGAACGAGCGCAUGUUGGAGACGUACGUGAUCGCGCGCAACCGAUUCCUCAAGCCCGGCGGCAAGAUGUUCCCCAGCGCUGGCAGGAUCCACGUGGCACCCUUCUCUGACGAGUACCUCUACGUGGAGAUGGCCAAUAAGGCGCUCUUCUGGCAGCAGCGCAGCUACUACGGAGUGGAUCUCACGCCCCUGCAUGGCGACGCACUCAACGGCUACUUCGCCCAGCCGGUGGUGGAUGCGUUUGACCCGCGCAUCCUCAUAGCGCCCAGCACGGCCCACACCAUCGACUUCAGCACUAUCCAGGAGGGUGAGCUGUUCGAGUUGGACAUACCGCUGUCCUUCAAGUCCACCAUGGCGGCGCGCCUGCACGGCCUCGCAUGCUGGUUCGACGUGCUCUUCAGUGGCAGUGUGGUGCAGAGGUGGCUAUCAACAGCGCCAGGGGCGCCCACAACGCACUGGUACCAGCUGCGCUGCGUACUCGCACAGCCGCUCUACGUCUUUGCCGGCCAGCUCAUCACAGGUCGGCUGCACCUCGUUGCACACAGCGCGCAGAGCUACACCAUCCACCUCACCCUCUCCACCCAUGCAUGGAGCCCAGACGGCACAGUGGGGGGCGUGUUGCAGACAUCAAGCGGCAAGCUGGAUCUCAAGGAGCCCUACUACCGCAUGAGCCAGGCGUCCCUCGCAUGGACGCAGGAGCAGCCGCAGGUGCAGGCGCAGCCACAGACACAGCAGCCCCAGCAGGUGCUGCAACAAAUGGCCAUGCAACAGAUUCUUGCACAGCAGCAGCAGCAGCAGCAGCAGCAGCAGUUACAGCAGCAGCAGCAAAUGCAGCAGCAACAAGGGUCGGGGGAUUUGGUAAUGGCAGCAGAGGCGGGAGGAGUAGCAGGGCAGUCUGGGCAAGCAUCGUCCAGCGCUGCCCAAACGAGCAGCCAGGUGAUGGUGUGA
Molecule: messenger RNA, 2784 nt
Organism: Closterium sp. NIES-65
Lineage: Eukaryota; Viridiplantae; Streptophyta; Zygnematophyceae; Desmidiales; Closteriaceae
Source: the annotation of a GenBank genome assembly